This is a messenger RNA of Penicillium egyptiacum, 1032 nucleotides long. Lineage: Eukaryota; Fungi; Ascomycota; Eurotiomycetes; Eurotiales; Aspergillaceae. The record is from the annotation of a GenBank genome assembly.
AUGAUGUUUCCCAAUGAUUAUCCUUACAAUCCUUAUGCCUAUGGCAUCGCGCCGUACCAAGUUGCCCAGAAUCCCAAUCUACGUCAAGGGGAUCAAGACCCCUAUUAUGAGAUGGAUAACCAUUGGGGCGCUGUUCCGGUCAUGGGAAGCACGCCGAACAACUUCAAUCACUCGGUUAUGCUAGGGGGUUACCCCGACCCACGAGGGCUCGGCUGGAAUGGGUUCACCAAUAUGAACAGCUUCCCCCCAUUAAGUGGUGCUUCCUUCCCUCCGAACGGUGUCGACUUUGCUCCUAGCUAUAGCGGGAUUGGGUCAAAUAGUGGUCCUCCAAACAGCGCUGUUCCUAUACCGGAUGUUAUGCUUCCAAACGAUACUUCUCAUUUGAUGCCACCGCGUGGUGAGCCUGCAUGCUUGAUCGGGGCAUCUGAGAAGCAGACGCCUCCACAGGAGAAAAGUAAAACACCAAUAGACCAUAUCUCACCCGCCUCAUCGGACCCAUUGGACGAGACAAGUGUAGGAGCUUCCUCCUGGGACGAAGGCGAGCGUGCACUUGCUAGCUUGUUGGGGGAUAAUACCCCCCUAGGCCUGGUGACCUCUUCGGUAGAACCUGAGGUGCCAGGUUUAGCCGUUUCUUUGAAAAGUCCAGAUAUCCCUUUUAAUAUGAUUGAUAAGCUUUCGAUGGAAGCGACACGGCUCUCAACGAUAGCCGACGGGCUUUCAUCUACUAUGUCUCAACUUUCAGACGUGAUGAGCGAGCUCCCAGCAACAGCCGGCAAGCUCGCAGACACUGCUUCAGACCUUUCACAGACUGUCACACUAAUCUCCUCUAAGGCAGACGGCAUUGCGAGCUUUCCUGAAGAUCCGAGAAUUCAGCAAAUCUUCGAUACGGUUGACAGCCUAGCUGAGACUGUGAGCGAAAUGGUGAAGCGUGAAAGAAUAGUUAUGGAGGCUUUCAGUAGCAGGAACGAGAAACCGGAGCGUUCUAAAGUGCCAUUUCAAUUUCAAAACAAAGCAACCCGAAAGCGAAAAUGA